GUGAGCCCUCCUACCGGCAGCCAGAUGGGGCUAGCUUAUAUGCGGAAGUCUGAGUUCCGCUCAGCCCAGUUCACUCCGAAACUGAGAGCAGACGGACUAAAACCACGCUUCUCUCUGUCUCCCCCCUGAACACCAGACCCGGCUUCACAACGCAAGGUGAAUCAUGAGCAGCAGCUACAGCGUCUCCCUGGCUGGCCCUGCCCCCUGGGGCUUCAGACUGCAAGGAGGGAAGGACUUCUGCCUGCCCCUCACCAUCUCACGACUCACGGAUGGAGGCAAGGCAGCCAGAGCCAAGAUGAGUGUUGGAGACAUCAUUCUGUCCAUUAACGGCAUUUCCACGGACGGCAUGAAUCAUUUAGAGGCCCAGAACAAGAUUAAGGCCUGCACAGGCCAGCUCAGCCUCACUCUACAGAGACCUCCAAGUGACCCUAAAGAUGGAGCGCCUAAGGACGAGCCACAAGAAAUCAUUAAGCCCGUCCCAAUCACUCACCCUGCCCCAAGCAGCACAUACACCAAGCCAUCGAGUCAGCCCAAUCCUGCAUACAAUAAGACAGCCCGGCCUUUUGGCGCAGGCAGCGGUGUGGUCACGGCUUCUCCCACCCCGGAUGCCCCCAAAGUAGCCACCAUUCCCUCCGCAUCAUCCGCUUUCACGCCAGCUGCCCCCUCUCAACCACCGCAGCCUCCAUUUCCGCUGAGGUCGAGCCCAGCUGCUCCAGACUCCAACUCAGUUCCCAGGCCCGUUCCUGGGCGCUCCGCCUUCGCCUCCCCUUACACCUCUUCCUCAUCAUCUAACUCCUCCUCUCCAGCCAGAGUGACAGCCCCAGCCCCUCAACCUAAUGUCCCACAGCCUUCCGUCUAUAACACACCCAUCAACCUCUACUCCAACGAUAAUGCUUGUGAGGUGGCUCUGGGACAGAGGCGAGGUCUUCUGGAGAGCCAGGGGCUGUCAGAGCACUUCAACGGGAAACCAGCUGAGGAGCCUGAGAAUCAUGCGUCCCCACUGAGCGAAGCCAGCAAGAAGCGCCUGAUUGAGGACACAGAGGAUUGGCACCCACGAACCGGCACCUCACAGUCCCGCUCCUUCCGUAUUCUGGCCCAGCUCACCGGCACUGAGAAUGAGCAAGCUCCAGAGAACAUUGGAAAGAAUGAGCCAGUUGACAGAGCCACUCCUGCCAUGCACACCUCGCCUGCAGCAAAAACAUAUUCCAAAUCUGCAGCAGCACCCAGGAACGGCAACGUCUCCUCUGCUUCCACUUUCAAGAGCCCGGCAGCCCAGAACAAGCCCUCCUUCCAGCCUGGAGGUCCACCAGGUUUUCCAAAGGGUGGAGCAGUUCCUUCAUUCGGCAAAGUUGCCAACCCUCCUCCCAAAGGUCCAGACCGCCCCACCCCUCAGCCACAUCCACAGGACCUCAACUCGCUGGUGCAGAGGGCUGAACACAUCCCAGCCGGCAAACGCACCCCAGUGUGCGGCAAGUGCAACAAUGUCAUCAGGGGCCCGUUCCUUGUGGCCAUGGGCAAGUCAUGGCACCCCGAGGAAUUCAACUGUGCUCACUGCCACUCCUCCCUGGCAGAGAACGGAUUCGUGGAGGAGAGGGGCCAGGUGUACUGCGAGCGCUGCUACGAGCAGUUCCUCGCGCCCACCUGCGCCCGCUGCCAGCAGAAGAUCCUGGGGGAGGUCAUGAAUGCCCUGAAACAAACCUGGCAUGUGACCUGUUUCGUCUGUGUCGCCUGCCAGCAGCCAAUCAGAGGCAACAUGUUUCACAUGGAGGAUGGUCAGCCAUACUGUGAACAAGACUACUACACCAUGUUUGGGACCAACUGCCACGGCUGUGACUUCCCCAUCGAGGCGGGGGACAAGUUCCUGGAGGCUCUGGGAUUCACCUGGCAUGACACCUGCUUUGUGUGUGCGGUGUGCUCCACUGCUCUGGAAGGUCAGCCGUUCUUCUCCAAAAAAGACAAGGCCUUGUGCAAGAACCACGCCCACACUGUCUGACCCGCCGCCAUGAAUAUGAAUGUGCUGGGGCGAGGGUGUCGGUUUACAGCAGUUGAUAUGUCAGCCAGAUGUUAAAAUAUUUUCAGAAUCUAAACUGAUCUGUUUCUCUUAGAAUAACAUUGGGUCAGAGGUUCCACUGUAAGCUUUAGUUCUGCUUUUAGUAUUUUUAUGUUGUAUCGGUUUUAUAGAUCAUUUCAAAACACUGUUAGCCUCCCGCCGGUGCCAGAGGAUUUUGUUUGUGCUGAGCUUUUUUUAUUUGUGCUGGACGUGUGUCGCGCUCUUGAUGGGGCAUUAAUGUCUCACACAGGAUUGGAUAGUUUACUGCGUUGACCUACUGAGCCCCUCAGCGGUCACAUACAGUAAUAGGUAAGAAAUAUUGAUGUGGAAAGAUAUGGUAUUAGUUAAGAGAGUGAUAGGAUUAAAAAUUAUGAUUAUUUAACAUUGAGCGGCUAAAAGUAUUUAUUUGUAAGCAAGAACUGCUAUUAAAAAAAGACUAAAGGGCACCUGGCCUUCAGAAUGAAAAAUGGGAAAUUUUAUUGUUAUGUUUUAUUGUUUUAAAGUAAAUAUGCUAUGUAACCGUUCCCAGGAAAUGAAAGCAUAAAAAAGUAAUGUGUGCAGCGGUGUGUAGAGACACUGUACAGGUCAAGUUUAAUUGUCAAUGCAUAAAAGUUAUAUAAGGGUUCAAUUCAGUCUAGUCUUUAUGGAGACAACUCCACAACAGAUCGAUUGUUCCGUUGAAAACGGCUCCCAGUUGAGUGAAACUGCACUUCACUCAACUCGCUCCUGGCAGUAAAACACGUAGAAUUUGAAUUAUUUGUUCAAUUAACACAAAACAAUGUUAAUAUAUGUUUCAGUUUCUUUGUUUGACACAAAUUUCUUUGAAAGAAAAACUAUGUGUGCUUGUGCGAUGGAUCUCUCAUUGGACACUGUGCAUAAAUAAGCACCUCUUUCUUUACUGUCAUUUCAAAUAAAAGGGUUCAACAUUGAAUGCAU
This is a messenger RNA of Acanthopagrus latus (yellowfin seabream), 2986 nucleotides long. RefSeq names its product PDZ and LIM domain 5b (gene pdlim5b). NCBI's taxonomy places the organism in Eukaryota, Metazoa, Chordata, Actinopteri, Spariformes, Sparidae. Gene Ontology annotation, molecular function: actin binding; muscle alpha-actinin binding. The transcript is spliced from 13 exons. The record is from RefSeq and is a predicted model, not a curated record. Gene Ontology annotation, cellular component: Z disc; stress fiber; adherens junction. Gene Ontology annotation, biological process: muscle structure development; actin cytoskeleton organization; heart development. Bases 164 to 1993 code for a protein of 609 amino acids.